AGCCGGUGCAGAAAACAGUAAAGCCUAUCCCAGCUGAAGGAAUCAAGUCAAAUCCUUCCAAGCGGCAUAGAGACCGACUUAAUACAGAGUUGGACCGUUUGGCUAGCCUGCUGCCUUUUUCACAAGAUGUUAUUAAUAAGCUGGACAAACUUUCGGUUCUUAGGCUCAGUGUCAGCUACCUGAGAGCCAAGAGCUUCUUUGAUGUUGCUUUAAAAUCCUCCCCUACUGACAGAAAUGGAAGCCAGGAUAACUGUGUAGCAAAUUUCAAAGAAGGCCUGAACUUACAAGAAGGAGAAUUCUUAUUGCAGGCUCUAAAUGGCUUUGUAUUGGUUGUCACUACAGAUGCUUUGGUCUUUUAUGCUUCUUCUACUAUACAAGAUUAUCUAGGGUUUCAGCAAUCUGAUGUCAUCCAUCAGAGUGUAUAUGAACUUAUCCAUACCGAAGACCGAGCUGAAUUUCAGCGUCAGCUACACUGGGCACUAAACCCUCCGCAGUGUACAGACUUUGGACAAAGAAUUGAUGAAGCUCAUGGUCCCCCACAGCCAGGAGUCUGUUAUAACUCAGACCAGCUUCCUCCAGAAAACUCUUCUUUUAUGGAGAGGUGUUUCAUAUGCCGACUAAGGUGUCUGCUGGAUAAUUCAUCUGGUUUUCUGGCAAUGAAUUUCCAAGGCAGAUUAAAGUAUCUUCAUGGACAGAAAAAGAAAGGGAAAGAUGAGUCAAUACUUUCACCUCAGUUGGCAUUGUUUGCAAUAGCUACACCACUGCAGCUUCCAUCCAUCCUUGAAAUCCGGACCAAAAACUUCAUCUUUAGAACCAAACACAAACUAGACUUUACACCUACUAGUUGUGAUGCCAAAGGAAGAAUUGUUUUGGGAUAUACUGAAGCAGAGCUGUGCACUAGAGGGUCAGGAUAUCAGUUUGUUCACGCUGGUGACAUGCUGUAUUGUGCUGAGUCCCACGUCCGGAUGAUUAAGACUGGAGAAAGUGGCAUGAUAGUUUUCAGACUUCUGACGAAAAACAAUCGGUGGACAUGGGUCCAGUCUAAUGCCCGCUUAGUUUAUAAAAAUGGAAGACCAGAUUAUAUCAUUGCAACUCAGAGACCACUAACAGAUGAAGAAGGAACAGAGCAUUUACGAAAACGAAACAUGAAGCUGCCUUUUAUGUUUACCACUGGAGAAGCAGUGUUGUAUGAGGUAACCAACCCUUUUCCUGCUAUCAUGGAUCCCUUACCAGUCAGGACUAAAAACGGCACUAGUGGAAAAGACUCUGCCACCAGAUCAACGCUAAACAACGAUGCCCUCAAUCCCAAUUCCCUCCUUGCUGCCAUGAUGCAACAAGAUGAAUCUAUUUAUCUCUAUACUGCUUCGAGUACUUCAAGUUCUGUACCUUUUGAAAAAAAUUUUUUUAAUGAAUCUACAAAUGAGUGUGGUAAUUGGCAAGACAGUAUUGCAUCAGUUGGAAAUGACAGUAUCCUGAAACAUGAGCAGAUCAAUCUGUCUCAGGAAAUGAACCCGCCAUUUUCUGGAAGUUACCCAGGGCUCUUUCACGAUAAUAAAAAUAGUGACUUGUACAGCAUUAUGAAAAACCUAGGCAUUGAUUUUGAAGAUAUAAAAAAUAUGCAGAAUGAAAAAUUUUUUAGAAAUGAUUUCUCUGGUGAAGUUGACUUCCGAGACAUUGACUUAACAGAUGAAAUCCUGACCUACAUCCAAGAUUCUUUAAAUAAGUCUACCUUCAUGUGUUCAGGUCACCAGCAGCAACAGCCCUUGGCUCUGAACUCAAGCUGUAUGGUACAGGAGCACCUUCAGCUAGAACAGCAACAGCAGCUACAGCAUCACCAGAAGCAAGUAGUAGUGGAGCCACAGCAACAGCUAUGUCAGAAAAUGAAGCAUAUGCAAGUUAAUGGCAUGUUUGCAAAUUGGAACACUCGCCAACCCGUGCCUUUCAGUUGCCCUCAGCAAGAACUCCAGCAGUAUCAUGUCUUUUCAGACUUCCAUGGGACCAAUCAGGAAUUUCCCUGCAAAUCUGAGGUUGAUACCAUGCCUUAUUCACAGAACUUUGUUUCCUGUAAUCAGUCUGUGUUACCACAGCAUUCCAAAUGUACAGAGUUGGACUUUCCUAUGGGGAGUUUUGAACCAUCCCCAUAUCCCACUACCACUGCUAGCUUAGAAGAUUUUGUCACUUGUUUACAAGUUUCUGAACAUCAAAAGCUUGGACUGAAUCCACCAUCAACUGUAGUAACUCCUCAGACAUGUUAUGCCGGAGCCAUGUCGAUGUACCAGUGCCAGCCAGAGCCUCAGCACACCCAUGUGGAUCAGAUGCAGUACAACCCGAUACUUCCAGGCCAACAGGCAUUUUUAAACAAGUUUCAGAAUGGAGGAGUUUUAAAUGAGACAUAUCCAGCAGAAUUAAAUAGCAUAAAUAGUAGUCAGACUGCCACACACCUUCAGCCACUUCAUCAUCCAUCAGAAGCCAGACCUUUUCCAGAUUUGACAUCCAGUGGAUUCCUGUAAUUCCAAGCGCAAUUUUGACCCUGGUUUUUGGAUUAAACUGGUUCGUGAAGGAUUAUGGAGUAAUAAAACUAUCAGAGUUGGAUGCCAGCAAGUUCAUAUGGAGGCAUUGAUGCAUGUUCUUCACAUUGUUAUUCCAAACCAUAUCUUAAUUUUUGUUUUUAGAAAAGGAAUUUAAGAAAUAAUAUCAAAAUUGCAUAUUACUAUAGUCAUUAUGAUAGAAAGUGUGCAGCCACAGAGUAAGGCGAUAAUCUCCAUUUGCUUCUGAGCACCACAAAAUAUGCAAAGCUCAUUCAGGGAACUUUAAGACUCUUUUAAAUAAGAAAACAUUCUCUAUUUGAAUUAUUUCUGUCAGAAUAAGAGUGAAAUACUUUGCAUUUUGAACUUCUGGAUUCUUAUUAGUUCACCAGAUACAAAUUUACAAAACUAAACUCUUUUCCUAUCAUUUUAGCCUCUGCUUUUAUCUCAGAGUUAAACUAAAUGGUUUGGUGCUUUUUGUACAAAGAUAAUCUCAGUGCUUUCCUCCCUCACUGUUACUCUAAGUGCCUCACAUUUUUUUCUUCCUAUAACACUGUAGGAUGUAUAUGUUAUAUAAAAUAUUCUUUUUCUUUUUAAAAGUAAUAACAUUCUGUGCACAAAUAUUAUUUGUAUUUCCUAAAUCCAAUCGUUUUUAUGAAUUCAGGCAUGUUUUAACUGCACUACUCACCCACUUUUUUCAGGGAAAGGGCAAAUAAUGAUUGAAAAGAUAAUUAUUUAUUACAUAGUUGCUUCUGGAGUUUAACGUUGCUAUGUGCCUUAUUUUCAAAAUUUUUGAAAGUAAAAUGUCUUUCCAAAUUAUUUCUUAAUUAUUAUAAAAAUAUUAAAACAGUAGCACUUAAAUUUCAGCAGUGUUUUCAGAAGAAAAAGAAGUAUCACUGUUUACCUUUAUUGAAAUCUCCACAAUGAUAGUUGAAUGUUGCAGUGUGAAAAAUCUGCUGUUAAAUGCAACCAUGUUUAUUAAGUUGCAAUGAAGAGAAGCAGCUUUAUUUCUAGCUUUUUAAUUAAAUUAAGCAGAGCACCCUUUUCAAUGUGUAUAAAUUGUCUUUAAAAACUUUUAGAUCUAUAAUCCUUUAUGAUAUAUUGUGUUGACUUUAUAAAUUUCACUUCUUAGAACAGUGGAAACUUUGUUUUUCUCAUAUUUGAGGAGUGUUAAGAUUGAAGAUAGCAAUGUUUGGUGUAAAGUAUUGUAAUGCGUAAAAUGAAUGGUGCAUUGUAUAGAUAUAACGAACAAAAUUAUUUGUAAAAUAUUUUCGAUUGUUCAUUUUAAAAUAGCCCAUACUUUAUAUAUGCACUUAAAUAAUUUGUUUGACUUUUACAUAUUUUAUCAGUAUGUCUUUCUAAAAAAUCAUAUAGUGACUCAAACUGCUCUAAGUUUGUACUAAGUAAAAGACAACCACACAGUUCAUUUACCUUCAAA
Molecule: messenger RNA, 3963 nt
Organism: Carlito syrichta (Philippine tarsier)
Lineage: Eukaryota; Metazoa; Chordata; Mammalia; Primates; Tarsiidae
Gene: AHR
Product: aryl hydrocarbon receptor
Exons: 11
Coding region: 594-2510 (638 amino acids)
Biological process (GO): regulation of transcription by RNA polymerase II
Cellular component (GO): aryl hydrocarbon receptor complex; nucleus
Molecular function (GO): nuclear receptor activity; protein binding; transcription cis-regulatory region binding
Source: RefSeq, a predicted model, not a curated record